AUGGAGGCUGCUGGUCUUGCGAUUGGCAUUGUAGGCCUCUACACGACAUGCCGGGACUGCUACAGCUUCUUCACAACUGUGAUGACAGCAGAAACAGCAGCGUCAACGCAUCUUCGGGAAUUGCAGCCAGGGCUCAUUCACACCAACCAAAAGCGGACGAAACUGCAUGAAUACCUUUUGGGCAAUCGGUUCAAAGCUGAAGGCGUCUUCAACACUCUUUCUGCUCUUGCCGAUACACUUUCAAACCAGGAGAAACUCAUCAAGCGCUACGGAAUCCAGCUUCACCCAACGCGCACCAUCCAAGACACGUCACAGUUGACCAACAAUGUCGGUCUGAGCCUCCAGGACCUUACAAUCGAAGACAUUAACCCCGUUGUGAACGAAGUUAAGAGCCGUCUCUCCAUGCUCAACAGGUUCAAAUGGGCUCUGAAGGACAGGAAUGACUUCAGGGCCCUCAUUUCCGACUUGAGGUGUCAUAGCGAGUCUCUCUAUUGCCUUUGCCCCGAUACCGCUUUCGGGUCGAUGAACAUCUACCUCACUAUGGAUUGCUUGGCUAGGCAGGAAUCGCCGGCGGCUCUAAAAUGGAUUUCAAGGAUCGCAGCCGAGCAUGCAGUGGUUGAUCAGAGAUCCUCAGUGCGAGAGGGCUACGAACUUCUAGCUUCGGCUGCUACCCUGAAAGCUUCGGUCAAUGAGAACAGAAGCAAAGGACCAGCCGACGACAGCUUAACGGCCAGCGUCGAUCAAUUGCAGCCGGAGAUGAACUAUUUAGGCAAGAGCCUUGCAUUGUUUGAAGACGAGGUUGUCUACGUUGAGAUGAGAGACUAUCGCGGCCCGCCACCUGACCUCACUCCGGAACAAAAGAAUAAGAACAAGCGUCAGCGGCGCCGAAAGGAUUUCUUGAAGUCAUUGUCGGCGAAUUUGAUGGCCUCACAUCAUUUGGUCCAGGCCAAAGCGCUUCUGGAUGGGGUGCCCGGAGACGUCAGCAGUGACGAAGGUGACAACGAACCGAUCAAGCCUGUCAGACCAGUCGACCCAAUGCUUCGCGCUCUCAUCAAGAACUUCUACAAUAUCUUUCAAGGAGAGGGCGCAAUGAAGAGCGUCUAUGGUCUGAACAUCGCCGGAAUGAUAGACCAUACCGAUGGCGAGCAUAGAGGCCAUUGCAGUAUUCUCUACAGGCUCCCCAACACGAUUGGACUCCAGAGUCGCGAACGACCUGUUGAAAACCUCAAGCUUCGUGCCCCCGUGACUCUGAAGUCUCUUCUUGGGACCAAGCACCUGCAGGGCAUCCGGUCGACGCUUGGAGCACGAUUUGAAUUGGCCAGGAAUAUCGUUCAGGCCGUUUGCUUGCUUCACUCCAGCGGUUGGCUGCACAAGAAUAUCCGCGCAGACAUGAACGGCCGCGACAUGGUCAAUAGGCUCACCGUGACCGAAGAAAUCAAGGACAUCAAGGUCAGCGGCUUUACACUUGACUACUAUCAGCAUCCUGCAAAGCACGCGAACCCAAAGCUCUUGAAGAUGAAGACCAUUAUGAGCGCCGUCGCUGGAUUUGUCGAGAGUAUCUAG
Molecule: messenger RNA, 1563 nt
Organism: Verticillium nonalfalfae
Lineage: Eukaryota; Fungi; Ascomycota; Sordariomycetes; Glomerellales; Plectosphaerellaceae
Exons: 4
Coding region: 1-1563 (520 amino acids)
Source: RefSeq, a predicted model, not a curated record